AGGGGAGUGAAUUUCUGCUCUCGGUUUAUUGAAUAGCAAUACGUUCCCGGAGCCACACAGAGUGUUUCUGGCCGGUUGGACGGAGUGUGUUAGGAUAUUAUUAACUGUUACAAGGUCUUCGGGUCAACUUGUAAAACGGUCAUCAUGGCUGUUGAUGAUUAUGAAGAUUUACUAAAGUAUUAUGAUUUGCAUGAAACCAUUGGGACAGGUGGAUUUGCCAAAGUGAAACUUGCAACCCAUCUUCUUACAGGUGAAAAAGUAGCCAUUAAGAUAAUGGACAAAGAGGGUCUUGGGGAUGAUUUGCCACGUGUCAAAACAGAAAUCGAUGCUAUGAAGAACUUUAGUCAUCAGCAUGUUUGCAGACUGUAUCAUGUGAUUGAAACACCCAAAAAAAUAUUCAUGAUCCUGGAGUACUGCCCAGGUGGAGAAUUGUUUGACUACAUUAUUGCAAAAGAUCGUUUAACUGAAGAAGAAGCCAGGGUGUUUUUUCGUCAGAUUGUUUCUGCUGUUGCCUAUAUUCACAGCCAGGGGUAUGCACACCGAGACCUUAAACCAGAAAAUCUUCUUAUUGAUGAAGAUCACAACCUGAAACUAAUAGAUUUUGGUCUUUGUGCAAAACCAAAGGGUGGCAUGGAUUAUCACUUAAUGACUUGUUGUGGAAGCCCGGCUUAUGCAGCUCCUGAACUGAUUCAGGGUAAAGCCUAUAUUGGAUCGGAGGCAGAUAUUUGGAGCAUGGGAGUUCUCCUGUAUGCACUAAUGUGUGGAUAUCUCCCAUUUGAUGAUGAUAAUGUCAUGGUGUUGUACAAGAAGAUAAUGAGAGGUAAAUAUGAUAUCCCAAAAUGGCUUUCUCCUGGAAGUGUGUUGCUGCUUAGUCAAAUGCUCCAGGUCGAUCCAAAGAAAAGGAUUACAGUCAGGCAUCUGUUGAAUCACCCAUGGCUCAUACAGGGUUAUUCCUAUCCAGUGGAGUGGCAAAGUAAAAGUCCACUAGGAUACAUUGAUGAAGACUGUGUUACAGAGAUGUCUGUUUUCUAUAAGCAUAGUAAAACUAGCACAUCGCAUCUGAUAUCUGAGUGGGAUUAUGACCAAACUACAGCUACCUAUUUACUGCUUCUGUUAAAGAAGAGCCAUGGCAAACCAGUUCGCUUGAUGCGCUCAGUCAAUGUUAGAGAGCAUCCUGUCAGCUCUUUUAAAGACCUUCGAUCGAAGCACAGUCUUGAUAAUGAGGACGCUUGUCGUGAUGACCUCCCAUAUGUAUUUGGAUCCAUGGAAUUUUCGGAAGAUGAACUUUUUUACGAUGAAUACUCACUUGCUGGCAUUGAGCCACUCACUCCAAAGGAGUACUCUAAAUACCACUGUGAAAUAAAAACUGUUGCCUCCCCAUCCGUAACUCCAGGAAAGCAAAGUUACACUACAAAGAAACAGGAAAAUAAAGAGAACUUCGAUACCAAAGCAACAAAGUCAGAGAGUCCUUUUUUGCAACCAGCUCCAUGGACACCUUUCUCAAAGAGGAGAGGGGUACUUACCACUCCAAACCAUAAUUCACUGGUUCCACCAAAAGUAGAGAAAAGUCCACAUGUACGAGAAGCACCUUCAAAGAAGCAAGCGGUUACUGCAGAUAUUAUUUCUGUUAUUAGUCCAGAAAGGCGGUGUCGUUCUGUGGAAUUGGACUUGAACCAAGCACAUUUAGAUAGUGCGCAAAAAAAGAAAGGAGCAAAGGUUUUUGGAAGUCUAGAAAGAGGACUUGAUAAAAUGAUUACCAUGCUUACUCCAAGCAAACGAAAAGGUUUCACUAGAGAGGGACCCAGAAAAUUGAGGGCACAUUACAAUGUGACCACCACAAACCUUCUAAAUGCUGACCAGCUGCUGAACGAGCUAACUAAAAUACUGCCUAUGAAGAAUGUGGACUAUGUGCAGAAAGGGUAUAUUUUCAAAUGCAAAACACAGUCUGAUUUUGGCAAGGUAACAAUGCAGUUUGAGUUGGAAGUAUGUCAAGUAAGCAAACCAGAUGUAGUAGGAAUCAGAAGGCAGCGAUUGAAGGGAGAUGCUUGGGUCUACAAGAAACUAGUAGAAGAUAUUCUGUCAAGCUGCAAGGUGUAACUCUUGGCCUUUCAUGUUCAAUGGUGUGACAACAACAUUGCCUAGAACUGCUGUUUCCUGCGCUAUCCUAGAUCUCCUAAUCUUAACUGACAUAAAAGGCACAGUAGAUUGUCAUUCACCAAUCUUGUCAAUAUAUGUAAAUAAACUGUUUUAGCUCUGUCAUGUCUUU
Molecule: messenger RNA, 2266 nt
Organism: Pelobates fuscus (common spadefoot toad)
Lineage: Eukaryota; Metazoa; Chordata; Amphibia; Anura; Pelobatidae
Gene: MELK
Product: maternal embryonic leucine zipper kinase
Exons: 18
Coding region: 145-2097 (650 amino acids)
Biological process (GO): intracellular signal transduction; protein phosphorylation
Cellular component (GO): cytoplasm
Molecular function (GO): protein serine/threonine kinase activity; ATP binding
Source: RefSeq, a predicted model, not a curated record